This is a messenger RNA of Anoplophora glabripennis (Asian longhorned beetle), 1397 nucleotides long. RefSeq lists its product as uncharacterized. Lineage: Eukaryota; Metazoa; Arthropoda; Insecta; Coleoptera; Cerambycidae. The coding region runs from base 117 to 875 and encodes 252 amino acids. The record is from RefSeq and is a predicted model, not a curated record. The transcript has 5 exons.
UUGACAAAUAAUCAAAUAUUUGACCACGCCUCUUUGUUUAUGUGAUAAAUGUGUCAUACAAUAAUUAUUUCGCGUACAGAAGGGUAAAGACACAAAUUUCUAAUUGCUUUUUAAUAAUGAACUACGGUAAGAAGUCUCCGACAACGGGAACACCAUCGGUGUAUUCCCAUGUAACGACUAGGAGCAACGCAAAUCUUAGAGGUUCUCGAAGUCUCAAAUCCCUUCAGGUGCCCUGGUAUCAAAAACCUUUGGUCCAGGAUGCUAUUUUUCUUGAUGUUCAACGAGCCUCUUUAAUUACUGGAAUAUUUUCAUUGCUUUUGUCAAUUUUCACAAUUAUAACUGGUUUCUUUGAUCUGUAUUGUUAUGCGAUGGCAGCUCCAGGUUCUACUCAUUAUGGUUAUUACGUUCUUUCGUACCAGUUUGUCUACGUAGGAUCACGACAUGUGAGAAACACCUUGGUAAUGUUCGCAGGGUUUUCAAUAAUAUUGGCUAUGGUAAUAUUUGUGACAAGUAUUAUGCUGAUUAAUGCUUUAAGAAAGGAGCAUGAAAAGAGAAUGUUACCGUGGAUAUAUACCUUUGCUGUGUUCACCAUUUUUAGACUCCUUGCAUAUUUGUUCUUCUCCAUAGUAAACGAUUUGAUAUUUGCUUAUAAUAUUUUAAUGUGCCUGCUUUGGACGAUUUUUAUGGUUGCCAGCAUAUACGGUUGGGUGUUAGUAUACUCGCUUUAUAUUGAAUUGUCGGAUCUGACGAAAUUGGAAGAUCUGGCUCAUUUGAGGAUGGGCACCAUGCAGUCCUUAAACGCGUCGACAGUACCGUCUCUAGCGGGAUCUCGUCCCACAACCCCACACAGCACAGUUUCGACGAUGCCAGCUUAGUCGAAAUCCCUCUCGAUCCGACGCCUACUUAUUCCAGGCCUCGGCCAUUAAAAGCACCAAUUAUUUCUACAAUAUACUAAACUCACAUUGAAAUAAUUUCUAGAGUAAAUAAUUUGUCGUAUAUUCUAAGAUUGUGUAAGAUUUAAAUGUUCCAAAAAACAUUGCACAAUUCACAAUUGAUUCGUUUAUGUUUGAAUUUCUUAAAUUUUAUUAGUGAAAAUACUAAUUUAAAUUUUUAGCCAAGUUCUUUGACAAUAGUUUUCAACGAUGAAUCUCAUUUCUCUAAUAUUUUGAAGAUAUUUGGUGUACCCGUAAAACAAGAUAUAUUAAAUUUUGACAAUGAUUUAGAUGGUUUUUGGUAUUUCUAUUUCUUUCAAAAGAAAUUCGAAAUCAAAAAAACUAGAUACUGUUUAGAUAACCCUUAUCUAUAUUGAAAUGAUUCCAUUAUUUAUUUUCAUAGUAGUAUUUUUUACAAAUCAGUAUUUUCCAAAUGAAAGUGCAGAUCAGAAUUUUUUUCUAUGC